AGAAUGACAUACAGAAAAGGACUUCAAGGACAUUCAAUAAUUUGGUAGUUUGUUGGGAUAUGUUCCAGGUCAACAAUGAUAAUUUGAGUUAAAUUAAUAAAAAAUUAAAGUCUAGUAAAAUUUACAGAAUGGCAAAAAUUGUUCUGCGAGUCAAAACCAAAAGUGGGCAGCAAGUUAUUAAUAGUCUUACUAAAAACAAUACAAUCAAAGACCUUAAGGAAGUGCUGUCGAAUUUAUCAAGUAUACCUGUUAGUAGACUCCACGUUCUUUGUGGUUUUCCACCAAAAGUGUUCAAUAUUGCCCAGGAUGACUUGAAUUUAAAUGAUAGUGGUUUGAAUUCCGGGGAUACAUUAAUAUUAGAAGAAAAGGCCACAGUCGAGCCAGUCGUGUCUUCACUUCAAAAUAAUGAACUAGAUACCACUAUUGAACAGCGGUUAGAAUUACCCACUGAUGGUAACCUUUACAAUUGUCCGGGAAUUUUAAUGAAACAUGUAGUGCCUGCUGAUAAUUCUUGCCUUUUUACUAGUGUACAUUUUGUUCUCAAUGGAAAAGUGGAUGAGACUGGUGAGGCUGCCCCUUUUCUAAGGCAGCUUGUCGCAGAGAGUAUACGGAAUGAAAGUCACAAGUAUGAUGCAGCCAUUCUAGGUAAGCCAGUUGAAGAAUAUUGCUCAUGGAUACAAGAUGAUAAGUCGUGGGGUGGGGCAAUUGAACUGGCAAUUCUGAGUAGUUACUAUGGUAUUGAAAUAGCCGUUGUGGAUACUAUUAAUGCAAUCAUAAAUAGAUUUGGUGAAGAUCAAAAUUUUCCCUUGAGGGUGUUUUUGAUGUUUGAUGGUAUUCACUAUGAUCCUCUUUAUUUGGAAACCUUAAAUGGUGAUUCUAUAACAACAUUCUUUGAAACCACCAACGAGAUGGUUUUGCGAGAAGCUGAAUUGUUGGCACAGGAAGCAAAAUCCAGUAGGCAGUUUACUGAUGUUAAUAAAUUCACCUUAAAAUGUUUAGUUUGCAAUACAUUUCUAAAGGGACAAGUAGAGGCGCAACAUCAUGCUAAAGCUACUAGUCACAUGAAUUUUGGGGAAGUGUAAUAUAACUGUAAAAUUUUAUUAAUGGCAUAUUUGUCUCUAUAGAUGUCCAGAAUGAUCUGAAUAUUAUACAAUAUUCUAUUGAAAUAUAAACCACUUUAUUUAUAAAAUAAAAUCAAAUAAGUGCAAACACUAAUUACACAGUUUAUUAAUUAUUUUACUGAAUUGUCAUAGCUUCAAUGUAAAAUUAAAUUUAUGGGGUGAAAUGGUUAAAAUAUCGGUAACUAACAUCUUGGAAUAGAUUGUCAGUGUGAUUACAAAAAAUGUGCAGGUUUUUCUCCCCUGGUGUCUUAGCAGCCAAGAGAAGAUAAUGCAGUGGCACAGGCCCUUAUCAUUCUCUGCUUAAUGUUACUUUUUAUUUCCCACUUCUCUCAAUUGCAAUACAGUUGCUAUUCAAAAUGUUGCAUUAGUAAUGCUAUAUGAGUCCAUAUUGACUGGCCAAAUGUUGCAGAUUUUCUCAGGUUUUUCUCUAUUUGGAAAUUGCUUGAUAUUAAGCUAUUGUAAUGGUAAAUAUAGGUCAUAUAUGGUAGCACGUUUAUUAUAUAAAAAUUAAAGUUGAUAGCUGUAUUUUUUGGAAUAUAUGCUUAAAC
This is a messenger RNA of Cylas formicarius (sweet potato weevil), 1669 nucleotides long. RefSeq names its product ubiquitin thioesterase Otu1. Lineage: Eukaryota; Metazoa; Arthropoda; Insecta; Coleoptera; Brentidae. The record is from RefSeq and is a predicted model, not a curated record. Bases 129 to 1082 code for a protein of 317 amino acids. Gene Ontology annotation, biological process: endoplasmic reticulum unfolded protein response; protein deubiquitination. Gene Ontology annotation, molecular function: protein binding; cysteine-type deubiquitinase activity. Gene Ontology annotation, cellular component: cytosol; nucleus. The transcript is spliced from 3 exons.